AUGUCCACGGGUCCGCCUGGAACGGGUGUGCCCAAAGAAGAAGGGCCGCCUGUCGACGACAUCGGUUCCAACGCCCGACGUGCCUCUGGUGCCAGACGGUCGCGUCGCAAGAAGGAUGAGGACAAUGCUAAUUCCACCACCAACACCCCCGACACUCGGGCCAAGAAGAAGGAGGAUAAGGAAAAAGAAAAACCUGCCCGCGCCCCUCGUCGCCCCCGGGAGAAGUCGUCGGCCGCGGCCGCCUCACGGAAAAAGCCCAAGUUGGAGCAAUCGGGUGACGAAGCCCCCUCGGCGGCAGCUGGUGUUGCAACUGCUCCGGCGGCCCCUGCUGCUCCACCAGCAUCCACGCCAGCGCCAGCGCCAGCUGCAGCUGCACUCCCUCCAGCUCCUCCGGCCGAUCCCAGUCCUCCUCUCCCACCGGCCGCCCCAACUCCUCCUCCACCUGCCCCGACUCCUGCAUUCAGGCUAAGUCCACAUCCGCCCCCAGCGGACCCUCGGUAUACCGUCACACAAGACUACCCGUCACGGCCGCAAUCCCAACCUCCGCCACCACAGCCCGCCCAUACUCCGCCAGCACCAAUACCGCAAGCCGCCCCACGGACCAGUGGUCGCAACUUCGACCCCAUUCGCUCGGCCUUUGACAACCCAUCGCCAGCACCGGUCUAUAGCCCUCCAACACAGACAUCGCCGCGCAAUAAUUAUCGCGCCAGUGCAUCGCCCGCGAUCUCAAGUAUCAUUGAUCCGCCGUCUCACCAACAAUCUGUAUAUACACAGCUCCCGCGCUCCUCCUCCGGCCAUGUCUCGACCGUCUCUUCACCGGCACCGCCUCCGAUGGCGCCUACACCUACACACCCUGCCUUAGCUCCCUCGCCGAUGCUCGCAUCGUCUCCCUCACAUGGAACUGUGCACACCCCGCAACAGCUGCCGCAAUCAACCACCCCCUAUACUCCCUAUAGCGAGCAGCGUCUGCUUCAAUCCCAGCCGCCUCAGCUCGAGCUCUCCCCGCCGGCCCUGCAACAGCAACAGCCAUCAUACGCACAUGCGCAGGCCCAACAGCCUCCACGGCCUGCCGAUCCGCCAGCUCAGGCCUCGACACCGCAGCGCCCGCCCCAGCAGCCAGAGGCCAUGGACGUUGAUUCGAAGGAGCAAACUGCCUCAGCGAAGAAAGAAAAGGGCCCCGCGACGGCACCCUCCUCAAAAGCGCCCUCCCCCAAACCAGCCCGUGCAGCUAAGGAAGCCCCCAAGAUCCCCCAAGGAUCCGGCCUUAUCACCAACGCCCUCUUCGGCGGCAUCGACGAAUCAUCCAAGUCCGACGCACGCAGCACCCCAAAUAUAAUUGUUCACGUCCCUCUACAAAAGGGCAACCAGAUCGUCAACUUCGCCCAGCUCGCAGAAGAGCAAUACGGCUUCGCCGCCCUACACCCGCGCCUCGCCGCGCACAAAGAACGUCUUGCGCGCGUGGCCGCUGCAGGCGCAGCACUCGAGCGCAACGAUAAGAGUCUGAAGGGCGUUUCGGCCGGCGAAAGCGCAGAUGAGGAUCUGAGCCUGGACGUCGAUCGCGACAGCGAUCUGGAUGGCGAUGUCGCCAUGGGUGGGGCAGGCACCGGCACCAACGGCAUGCAGUCCGAGGCCAGCGAGGGCAAGAAAAAGCGCCGCAAGAAGGUGGAGGAGUAUGAUCGCGAUGACCCCUUCGUGGAUGACACCGAGCUGGCGUGGCAAGAACAGGCCGCCGCGAGCAAAGAUGGCUUCUUUGUGUAUAGCGGCCCACUCGUGCCGGAGGGCGAGAAGGUCCAGGUAGAACGCGCCGAUGGCACCAUUAAACGCGGCCGCGGCCGCGGCCGAGGAACCGGCCGAGCCCGCUCUCUCGCCUCGCAUCCACACGUCCCCAUCGCCGCCGCUGUGCCCAUCUCCCAGGACACUGGCCUACCCCUCCGCGGCCCGGGCUCGCGAGGCGGGACCUCGCGCCGCGCGCGAACAACCAAGAAAGCCGAGGCUACCGACAAGCACGCCGACCGUGCCAGCACGACUGGCCCCUCAUCGCACGAGGGCCGUGGCGGGCGCGCUGGUGGUGCGGCGGGGUCGAGCCGUGGGGGCGCGGCCAGCUCGCGUGGCGGCAAGAGCUCUAUUAUGUCGGUGAUGGAUAUUGCACCUGCGCCUGCGCCUGCGCCGGGCAACGCGGAUAGCCCUGCACCUGCGCCGGGCCCAAGUCCGCCUACCGGGCCGGAGCUGGCUAUGAAAUGA
This is a messenger RNA of Penicillium canariense, 2241 nucleotides long. RefSeq lists its product as uncharacterized. The record is from RefSeq and is a predicted model, not a curated record. The coding region runs from base 1 to 2241 and encodes 746 amino acids. Lineage: Eukaryota; Fungi; Ascomycota; Eurotiomycetes; Eurotiales; Aspergillaceae. The transcript is spliced from 2 exons.